Penicillium salamii is the source of this 549-nucleotide messenger RNA. NCBI's taxonomy places the organism in Eukaryota, Fungi, Ascomycota, Eurotiomycetes, Eurotiales, Aspergillaceae. The record is from the annotation of a GenBank genome assembly.
AUGGCUACCCCAGAGACAUUGGUCAAGAAGCAACGCAAACGCAGCGACUAUGGCUUCCACCAAGUCCACCAGACCAGAUGGUUCGACAAUGACAUGUAUGCACACUUGAAUAACGCAGUCUACACACACCUUUUCGACACAAUUGCAAACACAUACCUCAUCAAAGUAUGCGGGAUGGACCCCUUUAGCGUGAACAAUCCAACGCCCUCUCCGUCAGACCCUCAGCCUGCAAAUGUCACCUCGGCCUCAAAUCUAGCAGCAGGAGCAGACCAGAUUGGCUUAAUUGUAUCUACCCAUGCCGAUUUCUUUGCCUCGGUGCGCUUCCCCGAUCUACUGGAGGUUGGGUUACGAGUCAACAAGCUGAGCAAGUCGAGUGUAACCUGGGAGGUGGGCAUCUUCAGAGAGGGUGAGGAGGAUGUUAAAAUGGUAGGCACCUAUACACAUGUCUUUGUGCUGAGGAAGACCAUGCGUGUGGGGAAGACGGGGAUGGAGGACAGAGUCAGGAAUGGAUUGCAGAAGUUACUUGUCAAGGAGCAAGCGAAGCUGUGA